This is a messenger RNA of Indicator indicator, 1040 nucleotides long. RefSeq names its product SEC22 homolog A, vesicle trafficking protein (gene SEC22A). Lineage: Eukaryota; Metazoa; Chordata; Aves; Piciformes; Indicatoridae. The transcript has 6 exons. The coding region runs from base 1 to 927 and encodes 308 amino acids. The record is from RefSeq and is a predicted model, not a curated record. Gene Ontology annotation, biological process: endoplasmic reticulum to Golgi vesicle-mediated transport.
AUGUCUAUGAUUUUAUCAGCCUCUGUAGUCCGUGUGAGGGAUGGACUCCCACUGUCUGCAUCUACAGAUUAUGACCAGAGCUCAGGAAUGCAAGAAUGUAGGAAAUAUUUUAAAAUGCUCUCAAAGAAACUUUCUCAGCUUCCUGAUAGAUGCACUCUGAAAACCGGGCAGUAUAACAUAAAUUUUAUAAGUUCUCUGGGAGUAAGCUAUAUGAUGUUGUGCACUGAAAAUUAUCCCAGUGUCUUGGCUUUCUGCUUCCUGGAUGAGCUUCAAAAAGAGUUCAUCACUACCUACAAUAUGAUGAAGACAAAUACUGCUGUUAGACCGUACUGUUUUAUAGAGUUUGAUAAUUUCAUUCAGAGGACCAAACAGAGAUAUAACAACACACGCUCUUUGUCAACAAAGAUGAAUCUUGCUGACAUGCAGACAGAAAUCAAGCUGAGACCACCUUAUCAAGUUUCUGUGUCAGAACUUGGUUCAGCCAAUGGGUUCACAGGUUUACCUGUGCCAGAAUACAAGGGUACUGGUAAGAUAUCUGCAGCUCCUCAUCAGCGUCUGGAACCUGUGACUCUGACAGGGAUUGUCUCAUUUGUGCUUAGUCUGUUAUGCGGGGCUUUGAAUUUAAUCCGUGGCUUUCAUGCCAUAGAAAGUCUUCUGCAGAGUGAAGGUGAAGAUUUCAGCUAUGUCAUUGCGUUUUUUCUUGGAACAGCAGCCUGUUUGUACCAGUGUUACCUGUUUGUGUACUACACGGGCUGGAGGAAUGCCAAAUCCUUCCUGACCUUUGGCUUAAUUUGCCUGUGUAACAUGUACCUGUAUGAACUGCGCAACCUGUGGCAGCUCUUCUUUCAUGUGACUGUGGGAGCUUUUUCUACCUUACAAAUUCGGCUGCGACAACCACAAGGGAAGUCCCCUGAUUAUAAUGUCUGACAAGUCCUAGAACACUUAGAGGCAGUCUUGUCCCAACAGUUAUUCACUCUCAGGAAUGUAAAUCUGUUCUCCAUAAGAAGCUGUCUUGAUGGGUCUUUUUUUUAAUAAAGCAA